This is a messenger RNA of Phycodurus eques (leafy seadragon), 1314 nucleotides long. RefSeq names its product potassium channel, subfamily K, member 18 (gene kcnk18). Gene Ontology annotation, biological process: potassium ion transmembrane transport; stabilization of membrane potential. The record is from RefSeq and is a predicted model, not a curated record. Gene Ontology annotation, cellular component: membrane. Gene Ontology annotation, molecular function: potassium ion leak channel activity. The transcript has 4 exons. Bases 1 to 1314 code for a protein of 437 amino acids. NCBI's taxonomy places the organism in Eukaryota, Metazoa, Chordata, Actinopteri, Syngnathiformes, Syngnathidae.
AUGGCAGAGGAUCCCCAGAUCCAGGGGCAAGACGGGAGCAUCGACGCUUCCAACGGCAACUGUCAGAGCUUGUGCAACGGUGGAAGAAGACGAGGACAUAGGAGGAGGGAGAAAAUGAAAUCUGCGCUAGACAAGCAAGAAAUAAACCCCAUCUGCGAGCCUACCGCUUGCAUUGCGCGGUUUUGGAAGCUGCUUCCUCACAUUAUGCUGUGCCUGUCUCUGGUCAUUUACGCAGCGCUGGGCGCGCUUUUGUUCCAAUACAUUGAAGGGAGAGCACCCCCCACCAAACAGGAGUACCAUUACUUCUUGGGACAAAUUAUCCGGCAUGUCCAACAUCGCACCAAUAGCGCAUCAUACAGCCACCAAGACAUAGUCAAGGAGAUGGAGCUUAUGAUUAAAGAUGGUUUUCAGACCUCAUGGCUCCAGCAACCUGACAGCUGGACCUUCUUUGGCUCCAUGUUCUUCGUGUGCACAGUAUUCACAACAGUUGGCUAUGGGGCCAUCUAUCCAGUCACCCUGCCUGGUAAGGUGGCGUGUGUCUUGUACGCUAUGGUGGGCAUUCCGCUAAUGCUUUUAAUCAUGCUUGAUGUUGGUGACUUCCUGGCUACUAUGAUGACCAAAGCAUAUGUUCAUAUUCACGCCUUUUUCAAAGUCCUGCGCUCACACAGCUGGUCCCAACUAAGGACUCAGAUGCAAGCGAGGGAGUCGAACCAUCAGACCUUGGAAGAUGGUACCAUUGUUUUCAGCCAUGACGUGGUGGUUCAUGAAGGGCUGAACAUCCGGGAAGUGUUGCAAAGUCAAGUGAAUGUGAAAUCCAAUUCCAUGCAGCUCCAAAAAAACAGAGAGAUCUUUGACAAGAUUAUUGCCAAAGAGAAUCUCCUACGAACCGGUCCCCUGCUCAGGAGCCUGUCCUGCCCAGAACUGAAUCGUAUGCUGCCAUUGCCCAAAGGAUUUGCCAUAUGGGACUUAACAGGAAUAGGAGAUACGAUGGAAACGCUCAAUGUACCAUUUGUGCUUAUUCUUUUCAUAGUGUUUGCUUACAUUUUUCUUGGAGGGUUGAUUCUGCCAGUGUGGGAGACAGAAAUGAAAGGAUUUGACCCUUACUACUUCUGUUUUAUCACAAUCACGACAAUUGGUUUUGGAGACAUUGUGCCUCAUCAUCCCAAGUUUUUUAUGCUCACCUCCCUCUUCAUCAUUUCGGGCAUGGCCAUCAUGUCCAUGGCAUUUAAGCUGAGCCAGACACGGCUUGUAAACUGCUACCGCCACUGCAUCAAGAUCCUAAGCAGGGAAAACAGAAACGAAGACAAGAAAUAA